AUGAAGUACGUUCUGGUUUCUGGCGGUGUGAUCUCUGGUGUGGGAAAGGGCAUUAUUGCCUCGAGCUGUGGUUUGCUUUUUAAGACGGCGGGGUUGACGGUCUCCACGAUCAAGAUUGAUCCUUACCUUAAUAUAGAUGCUGGUCUUAUGAACCCUCUCGAACACGGUGAAGUUUUUGUUUGUGACGAUGGUGCCGAAACCGACUUGGAUCUUGGAAACUAUGAACGCUAUCUUGGAGUGACACUCGGAGGAGACAAUAACAUUACUACUGGCAAGAUUUACCACCACGUUAUCAACAAGGAACGUCGUGGCGAUUAUCUGGGGAAAACAGUCCAAAUCGUGCCUCAUCUUACCAACGAGAUUCAAAAUUGGGUUGAACGAGUGGCUAAGAUUGCGGUGGAUGAGUCUGGACGGGAGCCUGAUCUCGGUGGUACCGUUGGAGACAUCGAGAGUGCACCCUUCGUCGAGGCCAUGUCGCAGCUUCAGCGAAGAGCAGGGAAGGGCAAUUUCCUUGUGAUCCAAGUCAGCUAUGUGCCAUUGAUCGGCUCGGAGCAAAAGACCAAGCCCACCCAAAGAGCCAUUAGCGACAUCCGCAGUGCUGGUCUUAGACCAGACUUGAUUGCCUGUCGUUGUGAGACUCCUCUCGAGGAGGCCACGAUUCAAAAAGUCGCCAACGCCUGCCAAGUGGAGCGGGAUCAGGUCGUUGGAGUUCACAACGUGCCCACAACUUACCAAGUUCCCAUCCUCCUGGAGAAGCAAGGAUUCCUGAACACCAUCAGCAGUCUUCUCCAGAUCGAUACUAUCAAGAAGGACCAGAAGCUUGUCGACCAAGGCACGGUUAUCUGGCAAGAAUGGCAGGGUCUGGCUCUCAGCCAAGAUCAUGUCUUUGAGACAGUGACGAUCGCCCUGGUCGGCAAGUACACCAGUCUGCAUGAUUCCUACAUGAGCGUGAGCAAGGCGCUGGAACACGUGAGUAGACCCAAAGAUGAACAUAGAACCAGCAAACCUGGCGAAUACUACACUGCAUGGCAUCACAUUACAACCGCCAACGGAAUCCUUGUACCGGGUGGCUUCGGUGAACGAGGCACAGAAGGAAUGAUUAAGAGUGCCCAAUGGGCCCGAUCAAACAACAUCCCCUACCUCGGUAUCUGUCUGGGCAUGCAACUGGCCGUUGUCGAGUUUGCCCGGAACGUAUGCGGGAUGGACAAAGCCGGCAGCUCCGAGUUCAACGAGCAAUGCGAACAGCCCGUGAUCGUAUACAUGCCUGAAAUCGACAAGAGCAAACUGGGCGGCACGAUGCGUCUUGGCAAACGCGCCACCAUCUUCCAGCCUGGCUCUGAAUGGUCCCGUCUACGAAAUCUGUACGGCGAGAAGCAGGAAGUCUGGGAGAGACAUCGUCACCGAUACGAGGUCAACCCGGCACUUAUUGAGAAGUUAGAGACCGCGGGUCUAUCGUUCAUCGGUAAGGACGAGGCCGGUGAGAGAAUGGAGAUCAUCGAAUUGAAGGAUCACAAAUGGUUCGUUGGAGUACAGUUCCAUCCCGAGUAUCUCAGCCGUGUACUGGCGCCCAGCAAGACCUUCCUUGGUUUCUUCGCUGCCGCGGCUGGCUGUCUUGAACCCAUCACACAAGUCUUCAGGGAUCGUCAAGACCUCAGCCACCAGGAGGUGAAGCUGCCUGUGGUUUAG
Aspergillus tanneri is the source of this 1686-nucleotide messenger RNA. RefSeq names its product putative CTP synthase (gene URA7). Gene Ontology annotation, cellular component: cytoophidium; cytoplasm. Bases 1 to 1686 code for a protein of 561 amino acids. Gene Ontology annotation, biological process: pyrimidine nucleobase biosynthetic process; CTP biosynthetic process. Gene Ontology annotation, molecular function: CTP synthase activity; identical protein binding. The record is from RefSeq and is a predicted model, not a curated record. NCBI's taxonomy places the organism in Eukaryota, Fungi, Ascomycota, Eurotiomycetes, Eurotiales, Aspergillaceae. The transcript has 9 exons.